Mya arenaria is the source of this 2932-nucleotide messenger RNA. RefSeq names its product etoposide-induced protein 2.4 homolog. The transcript has 10 exons. NCBI's taxonomy places the organism in Eukaryota, Metazoa, Mollusca, Bivalvia, Myida, Myidae. Bases 103 to 1101 code for a protein of 332 amino acids. Gene Ontology annotation, cellular component: endoplasmic reticulum. The record is from RefSeq and is a predicted model, not a curated record. Gene Ontology annotation, biological process: macroautophagy.
UUUUUAUGAAACGAGAGUUACCACUAUUUACAAACAGAAAGUAGAUAGAAAAUAAAACGAAACUUUAAAAGGGGUAUGACCGACUGAAAUGCAUCACCAGUAAUGGCAGAAAGUUUUCAAGAUAUAUGCUGGGAAAUAGCUCGAGGAUUCAGGGAUGCUGUGUUAGGAGCAGGCAAGAUCUUUAAGAUUGAUGAAGCUAAAAGUGACAAGAAGGAUGACCCCCCAGAGCAUCACACAGUCUUGGCCCAGAGGCGCGCUCAGAGGCAGAAACACACGCAGAGGGAGGAAAAAGCUCAAGCGGAACCAAGAGUGAUGCACAGGAUGAUCCAGUGCUGUGCCUGGAAUGGUGGAAUCUUCUGGAUGAGUAUAAUCAUUUUCAACUACCUCCUUUUGCCUGGCAUUCAGACCAUGACCUCUUUCCUAUACGGGGGUGAGAAGGGCCUGAUGUGGUCAUGGAUGGGCCCUAUGUUGACUUGGACAUUCAGCGCCCUCUGGAUUCUGCCCCUGUUUGUGCUCAGCAAGAUUGUCAACUGCUUCUGGUUUGCUGACAUUGCAGAUGCAGCAUAUAGGAAAUCCCGAGGCCGACCCCAGCUGCCUAAUGUCAGUAUCUUCAUAGCAGACAUGCUCUUUAGUCUACUUAUACAGACAUUCUUUCUGCUACAGGGUACAGCGGCCAGUUUCCUUCCUUUACCCACUGUGGCUCAGAUUAUCAGCGUGUUACAUAUGAGUUUGCUCUACUCACUGUAUUCUUUUGAGUACAAAUGGAUUAAUAUGGGCUGGGAGUUACACAGGCGUUUGUCAUACAUAGAGCAUAGCUGGCCAUAUUUCUUUGGGUUUGGUUUGCCGAUGUCCAUUCUCACUGCCCUGCCCUCGUCACUGGUGGUCAGUGGCUGCGUGUUUUCCAUUCUAUUUCCUGUGUUCAUCAUCAGUGCAAACGAGGCUGUCGACCUUCAACACAAUAGCCGUUUUCCUCUGCGUCUCUUCGCUCCAGUGGUAGCUUUAACCAACGCCAUAUUUCACCACACUCUAACAAAACGCAGUCAAGUACCCCCGACUGUGAAAAAACAGACUCGUAUAAAUAAAGAUGUUACAUAUAGGUGACAACGGUAUCUUCAGUAGCUUGGAAUGUGUUUAAACUGCAAUACUUUUGUGAUUUCAUUUAUUCCAUUUGUCUGCACAGUUUUGAGAGGAAAAGGUAAACUGUUGAAAUAAGUUGCUGAAAAGGCUAUUCACAUAAAAAUGUUUGUUUCUGGUUUCUAUAUCCAAUUUUUUUUUUGCACACCUAACCCUAAUUUUUAUACAGCCAUUCAAUAUAUUCUUUUACUGUUUAUCUUUUCUCCUUUUGGAUAAAUUUUUGGUAGUUUCUUGCUUUCGAAAGACACUUAAGAGUAGUGUUUGUAAAAACUGCUUAAGUUAACAUAAAUCUAGAUCAAAAUGCUUUGGUUUUAAGUGUGACAAUGAUAUUCAGACACACCUUAACCUAAAAGUAAAAAAAUAGAUAUCCUGACCUUCAUGUACCUACAUGCACCAUAAGUUUUGUUGGUAAUGAAAUCAGAAACAAGUUAUUUGGUGUUGGCCUUAAUUAAGUGAUUGACAUAAGUUUUAAUGGUUAAAUCUGAGUUGUGACAUUAAGGACAUUAACAUAUAUAAUUAUUAUAAUAUAUUAAAAUUUAUCCAGGACUCGGUUAUACUUUAAAAUGAAGUGCCCAAUGACAUUUGUAUUUGUUUCAUUGAUUAUUGGAUUCCAUGGAAACCUACGACAUUAACAUCUCUAUUAAACUCAUAACUGAAGUUAUGACAUAUUCAGUUAUCUGAUGACAUCAUAUAUGUAGACACUCAUAUUAGACAGGAAUGUUUUUUUGUGUUUUUUUUAUUUAAGACAGGUGUGUUGUUGUUGUUCAUUUUUAGAUGCAAUAAAUGAAUAGUAAUUAUGUGAUUUUUGGCUUGUAUGUUCCUAUUGUAUUUUAGCUUUUUUACGGAUUUUCAUGCAUGUGAAUAUGUUGUGAACAAAUUCAUUGUUUUAAUCAUAAUGUGAAAACAUCCUUAUUAUUACACUAGAGUUUGUUCAGCAGGAUCAUGCAAUUUAAUCACAAGGAUAGUGACCACUGUUAUGUACUAUAUCAAUCAAGUUGCAAAUAAAUAGGGCGCCCUGUAAGUGAAUAAUGUUGUUAUUUAUCUGCAUGCUAGCUAUUGAAUGGUUAAGCCCCGUCUACUUGUUAUUGAAUGGUUAAGCCCCACCUACUUGUUAUUGAAUGGUUAAGCCCCGCCUACUUGUUAUUGAAUGGUUAAGCCCUGCCUACUUGUUACUGAAUGGUUAAGCCCCGCCUACUUGUUAUUGAAUGGUUAAGCCCUGCCUACUUGUUACUGUUCUGAUAUUGGAGUUGAUGUAAAGACUAAAACUAAGAAAACUUCCAUAUUUGGUACAUCAACACCUUUUCUAGGGAUAUAUGACACAUAGAUCUUACCAUAGUCUAACUGGACACAGGGAUUUCCCCUGCUGAAAAAAUGAGAAUAAUUCAAACAGAUUGAUAGAUAUAUGGUUUCAUUUGAUCAGUUUUAUGAAGCUUUACAUAUAUAGGCAGCAUCAACAGAAAGAAAAUAAAAGCUGUUGUACCAUCAAAUUGUAGUUUAGUUAACCGGUCGUCAUGUAAACAAAAAAACUUAGUCGUUUAAAAUAACAAUAAUUUCACAAACAUUGUAUCUGAAAAUGUUACAGAAUAACACAACAAUGCUCUGACUAUCAAACAUGUCUUAUUGUGUCUUCAGUUCGCUUCAUAAUGAGAUGUGAGAUGUAGUUCUCGUUGACUUGUACAACUUUCAUUGAGUUUCCCAUUCAACAUUUGUUAUAAUGAAAACUUGUUUUGAUAAGUUGUAUCCUAUUUUGAUAUGAUUUAGAUGUUGUUGUUAACAAGAUAAUAAAUCAUCAAACUUG